This is a messenger RNA of Rangifer tarandus platyrhynchus (Svalbard reindeer), 1185 nucleotides long. The record is from the annotation of a GenBank genome assembly. NCBI's taxonomy places the organism in Eukaryota, Metazoa, Chordata, Mammalia, Artiodactyla, Cervidae.
AUGCAGUCCCCAGCAGUGCUCGUCACCUCCAGGCGAGUUCAGAAUGUCCACACGGGCCUGGACCUGAGCGUGCCGCAGCACCAGGAGGUGCGGGGCAAGAUGAUGUCAGGGCACGUGGAGUACCAGAUCCUGGUGGUCACCCGGCUGGCUGCGUUCAAGUCGGCCAAGCACAGGCCCGAGGACGUCGUCCAGUUCUUGGUCUCCAAAAAGUACAGUGACAUUGAGGAGUUUUACCAGAAACUCAGCAGUCGUUACCCAACGGCCAGCCUGCCCCCGCUCCCCAGGAAGGUCCUGUUUGUUGGGGAGGGUGACAUCCGGGAGCGGAGGGCCCUGUUCGACGAGAUUCUGCGCUGUGUCUCCAAGGAUGCCGAGCUGGCAGGCAGCCCCGAGCUGCUGGAAUUCUUAGGCACCAGGUCCCCCGGGGCCGCGGAUCUCAGUGGCAGAGAUGUCUCGGUUCUAGACGCAGACAGCCAAGCAGGGGACGAGGAUGCUUUGGACUUCUUCCAGCAGCAGGACCGAGUGGAAGAUGAGGGUCUCCCCACGCUGGGCCAGCAGGAUGGGGAUGCAGGGAAAUCCUCGGAGGAGGAGGAGGAGGCCCUGGACCCUCUGGGCAUCAUGCGCUCCAAGAAGCCCAAGAAACGUCCCGCAGUGGCUGUGAAGCCCAAAGCCGCGCCCCGGCUCACCAUCUUUGAUGAGGAGGUCGACCCUGACGAGGGGCUCUUCGGCUCGGGCGGGAAGCCCUCUCCCCGGGGCCACGCAGAGGACUCACCCCCCGGGGACCCCCUGAAGCUGUUUGAUGAUCCUGACCUCGGUGGAGCUGUCCCCCUGGGUGACCCCUUACUGCUGGCAGCUGCCUCCCAGAGUGGAGGAGCCACACCCCAUGAAGGCCACAGGGAGGCCUCCGAGGAACUGUUCAGAGUCGAAGAGGACUUGGACCAGAUUCUGAACCUGGGGGCUGAGCCCAAACCCCAGCCCAAGCCCCGGCCCAAGCCCAAGCCUCCAGUGGCCGCCAAGCCAGCGCUGCCCAGAAAGCCGGCUGUGCCUCCCAGAGCGGGUCCACCUGAGGCUGCGGCCACGCAGCAGCGGAAGCAGCAGCAGCAGAUCCAAGCCAUGGAUGAGAUGGACAUCUUGCAGUAUAUCCGGGACCACGAUGCGCCUGGCCAGGCUGCCCCCAGCCUCUUCUGA